Molecule: messenger RNA, 3139 nt
Organism: Hippopotamus amphibius kiboko
Lineage: Eukaryota; Metazoa; Chordata; Mammalia; Artiodactyla; Hippopotamidae
Gene: HDAC11
Product: histone deacetylase 11
Exons: 10
Coding region: 802-1671 (289 amino acids)
Molecular function (GO): histone deacetylase activity
Source: RefSeq, a predicted model, not a curated record
CCAGCUGUACCAGCAUGUGGCGGAGUCCCGCUGGCCCAUCGUGUACUCGCCGCGCUACAACAUAACCUUCCUGGGCCUGGAGAAGCUGCACCCCUUUGACGCAGGAAAAUGGGGCAAAGUGAUCAGCUUCCUCAAAGGUAUGGGAGCCCCACUGGGACCCUACAUCUGCUUCCUGCAGCUCACCUGCCACCACCCUCUCCUGUCUUUCCCUGACACAAGCUUCAGACCCUCAGACCUCCAGUCUCAACCCUCAGACUGCCUUCCACCGUGCUGUCAAAAGCAUCUUCCCAACACAGACAUCUAAGCUUCCCAUAUCACACCUUCACUGGCUUCCUAUCGCUGUGGACCUAAGUCCAGUCUCUGCCCCUGGAGCCCCAGUAGAAGGGGAGCUGAUUACGAUGGACCCCGAGAAGCUGAUGUUUGGAGGAAUGCAUUGUCCAUACCCUACAAGCUCGGAGAGUGCCGGAGCUGGACAACCUUUGCUCCAACCCCACUGAUGGCAAAUGGAGGAAACUGGGGCCCAGGAAGGUGGAGGGGGAUCCAUCAGAAGAGCUUUUCUCACCUUGAGAGUCCCGGGUGCCACCUGCCUCUGAAAGUGGUGCAGUCACAGCUGAGCUCGCCUCCCAGCUGUCAGUGGCCUGGGAAACAGGAGGAUGGCUGGGAAACCGUGCCGAGGGCCUGGCCGCUGUCCACACCGGCCUGGGAGGUGGCCCGUUCUCAGAUGCCCACAAGCCAGCAGGGCCCACCUUCUUGUGGGGCAGGGCUGCCAGAGGCCAAGAAGAGAAGCUUCUAUCAGACAGCAUGCUGGUGGAGGCACGAGAGGCCUCGGACGAAGACCUGCUAGUGGUGCACACGAGACGUUAUCUCAACGAGCUGAAGUGGUCCUUUGCUGUCGCAACCAUCACAGAAAUCCCCCCUGUCAUCUUCCUGCCCAACUUCCUGGUGCAGAGGAAGGUGCUGAAGCCCCUGCGCACCCAGACGGGAGGAACCAUAAUGGCGGGGAAGCUGGCGGUGGAGCGAGGCUGGGCCAUCAACGUAGGUGGCGGCUUCCACCACUGCUCCAGCGACCGCGGUGGGGGCUUCUGCGCCUACGCGGACAUCACGCUCGCCAUCAAGUUUCUGUUUGAGCGAGUGGAGGGCAUCUCCAGAGCCACCAUUGUCGAUCUCGAUGCCCAUCAGGGCAACGGGCACGAGCGGGACUUCAUGGGUGACAAGCGUGUGUACAUCAUGGAUGUCUACAACCGCCACAUCUACCCCGGGGACCGCUUUGCCAAGCAGGCCAUCAGGCGGAAGGUGGAGCUGGAGUGGGGCACGGAGGAUGAUGAGUACCUGAGGAAGGUGGAGAGGAACCUGGAGAAAGCCCUCCAGGAGCAUCACCCCGACGUGCUGGUGUACAACGCAGGCACCGACGUCCUCGAGGGGGACCGCCUCGGGGGGCUGUCCAUCAGUCCGCAGGGUGUCGUGAAGCGGGAUGAGCUGGUGUUCCGGAUCGUCCGCGGCUAUCAGGUGCCCAUCCUCAUGGUGACCUCGGGUGGGUACCAGAAGCGCACGGCCCGCAUCAUUGCCGACUCCAUCCUUAAUCUGUACGGACUGGGGCUCAUCGGGCCCCAGUCAGCCGACGUCUCCGCACAGAACUCAGACACGCCUCUGCUGCCCCCAGAGGUGCCCUGACCACGCUGCCCUCCGCGCGGCUCCCUGCCUGCCGCCCGCCCGCCCGCUCCUCAGUGCUUCUCCUUUUCCAGACAAGGGGCGGGGGCCUCGCGCGCAGCUCCACUUUCCCCGCUGGGUGUCGGGGUCUCCCGGCCCUUCUCAGGGCGAGGGCAGAGGUCAGGGCCUGAGUCCCAGCGAGCCCCACACAGGCACGGUCACGGCCUGACCGGGCCCUGGGGAGGCAGUGGUUCUCCCGGGAGGGAGGAGGGCAGGUGAGGCUCCCCGGCACAGGGAGGGCCCUGGGGUUGGGGGGGUGCGGGUUCUGGUUUUCAAAACAGUAUGACCGUUUCAAGUCGAGGAAGCGUCCAUCUCUACCACAGUCGGGCCCUCCUCCCUCCUAUCCUGCACCCUCUCCUCCUCGCCCCAAGGGUGGGAGGCCUGAGAGGAGGCUGGAGCCAGGCCUUUGGGGGCCCGGAUUCCCAGCCGGCAGGCGGAACCCUGGUCCUGGAUGUGAGGGGCAGCAGGGAAGAGGGUGCAGGUGAGUUUUCCUGUCCGGCUCCUCCUUCAAUAAAGCAAGGGCUGGACCUGCUGUCCCAGAGCCCUGCCUGGUGGGGAGGGGAGGGGAGGCCUGAGGAGCCCCAGACCCCUGCUUCAGCAGCGUCUCGACUGUCCAGGGAGGGCGGCGGGCGUGGAGGAAAGAACGCUUGGCGCAGGGACGGGCCUCAGCUUGGUGGCUUGAGGGGCAGAGGAAGGUGAGGCCCGUACCGGAAAGCUGGGGAGGGGCAGGCGGCCAAGCGGGUCCCGCAGGACGCGAGGCCCGGGUGGGGACUGAGGCACUGGCGAGGCCAGGCUGGCGUUGCCGGAGCGGGGCAGAGGGUCUCCGUUCCGGCCUGCAGGUGGCACGGGUCGAGGGCUGGGCAGGGCCCUGGGUGGGGCUCAGCCUCCACUGGCCCUUCCCAGAGUGCCAGGCCGUGAUCGUGCUCUGUGUCCAGGGUCCCCGGUGGGUCCCGACCUUGUCAUCCGCUCUGCUCUGAAGGGGACACUCAGGACCCCCAGGAAGCCGGGGGUGGGGGGAGUGUCCUCUGCUCCGUCGCCGGGUGUGUUCCCAGUGCUCAGAGGGGGCGGGGAGGGAACGUGUCCUGUCCCUGAUCAGCCCCUACGGGCCUCCCGCCCGCUGCCACCUGCGGGUCUCCUGAAUUCCCCCACCUUCUGCCUCACACCCCUUCGCCCCUCCCUCUGCUGGAGGGGGCGGGGCGGGAAGGGUUCCAAGAUCACCAACUGUGGAAAACGCUGACCUCCCAGACCAGACCAGACCCGAGGCACUCAUCCGGCUUGGACGCCACGCCCGGCCCGCCCCUGCCCUUGGUCUCUCAUCUGACUCGGGCACCUAACACCCCUUCACCUCCAACACGGCCUGCGACCUCGGGGGGCGGGGGCGGGCUGGCCCCCACGGAGCCUCUGUUCCGUAGAACCAUAAAGGCUCUUCUCG